Recurvomyces mirabilis is the source of this 1104-nucleotide messenger RNA. RefSeq lists its product as uncharacterized. The record is from RefSeq and is a predicted model, not a curated record. The coding region runs from base 1 to 1104 and encodes 367 amino acids. Lineage: Eukaryota; Fungi; Ascomycota; Dothideomycetes; Mycosphaerellales; Teratosphaeriaceae. The transcript is spliced from 2 exons.
AUGGCGUUACGAACACUAGUGCCAGAAGAAUGGGUUCCCUUACCACGAACCAACAUCUCCACACGCACUGCUCGGCAACCACGAGAUGAGAGGGCCAGGGUACCGAAAUCACCUCAUCGUGGUCGACCGCCGCCUAUCAAGCUACUGGCGCCACCACCCUCAUCGAACGACAACAAUAAGCAAGAAACAAUUUCACCCCGCGACCCCGAGAUUGUCGACCUAGCCCCUCCCACAACAUGGCCUCGACGCCUCCAACUACCACCCGUACCACCCAAACAAGCACCACUACUGACAAGAAUGAACACCCCAAGUCUCUACUCCCGCCACAGCACAGCCGGCCAAUCAGAGAUUUCCUUCGGAAUCCUGGAUUACUACACCCGUGACCCCUCGCCAUUGCAAAGUCCGGAAUUACCGCCGCCACCGCUUACGCCUACGCCUGCGCCUGCGCUCAAGACGGAGCGCGCGGUGGAUCGUCGGGGUUUGGAGAAAUUCGAUUUCGAGCUCGUGCCGUGUACGCCGUCGGUGUCGGAAUUGAGGGAUAUUGGGCGGAAGCCGCUGCCGAUUAGUAAAGGUGAGGAGGAGGACGCUGUGGUGGGGGCGGUGGUCGAAGAGACGCCUGUGAAGGGGACUUUGAGCGGUUGUGGAGAAGAAGUCGAAAGUAGCGUUGCAGGCGCAAAGGUCGGAGUCGAGCAGCCCGCACUCGUGAAUCUCACCCCCCCAACGCGCAAAGCUCCGGAUAUACCACCGCAUAAACGCACCUACAGCCUCUUCCCAGCCGCUGCUGUCAAGGAGACACCCAGCCCUCAAACAAUGGACAUCCCAUCUCCGUCAUCGAUCCUCCUCGUCUCACCAGCCGAGAGCCCAACGAACAAAAUCAUCGCUCAGCACCACCAUCAACAGCCCGCCUCCUCCUACCGCCGCAGGAAAGAAAGUCUGACGGGUUCCUUUCACCUCCCUGCGGUCGAGCCGGCGUAUAAUCCCCUUACGAAUUCUAUCCUCCACGUCGUCGACGGGGUCGGCGUCGAUAAGCCAUCGGACUUUUUCUACGACUUCUACUUCUGCCGCGACUGCUUCCCCACCAGAACGUGGUGGUCGUCGUACUGA